AUGUACCGAAACACCAUGCGAUCGGCCUCGAGGCCUGUAAUUGCCAACUUGCGAUCAAGCACUAUCCGCGCCGCCCCUCGACGAUUCGCUUCCACAGCUCCCGCCGACAAGUCCCGAUCUUUCAAGGGUUCUCUGUUGCGAUUGGGUCUGGCAUUCGGUGCCGUAUACUAUUAUAACACAAGCCCAAUCUUUGCUGAUGAGGCUAUCUCAAAAACGGUUCCUGCUCCCGCUGCCUUUUCCGAUGACGACCUUCCUACUGUCGACUCUAUUGUAGAGGAGAAACGCAAGCAGAUCAAGGCUAAGAGCGAGGAGGCUGCUGCUUCUUCAAAGACACCCGAGUCUCAGCCAUCCAAUCCCCAGGCUGCCGCCGCCGAUGGAUCGCCUGCUGCUUUAGAAGAGGAGGCUGGCCAGCAGGGUGCUUUCAACCCUGUGACUGGAGAGAUCAACUGGGACUGCCCUUGCUUGGGUGGUAUGGCCGACGGACCUUGUGGAGAGGAGUUCAAGACUGCUUUCAGCUGUUUCGUUUUCUCCGAAGAGGAGCCCAAGGGCAUGGACUGCAUUGAUAAGUUCCAGGGAAUGCAAGAGUGUUUCAAGAAAUACCCCGAUAUUUACGGUGCUGAGCUCGCAGAUGACGAGGACGGCGCUCCUACUCCUGACUUUGGCGAUGAGCAACCCUCCGGUGCCCCAGCGACCGCAGAGUUCAAGUCCGACGGUGAACCUGCCCGUGAAUUUGGCGAAAAGGCCGCCGCCGAUACUACAAAGUCCGAUGAUUCGCAGAAGCCUUCCGAGUCCAAGCCCGCCGAGUCCAAGCCUGCCGAGUCCAAGACGCUUGCCGAGACCACCUCUACUUCAACCAAGUCCGACGCUGAGCCCGCUUCUUCCGGAUCAAGAAUGGUUCAGGAUGUUGCUACCCCUACAGAAGAGCCCGUGAACGACAAGUACUGGCAGGAUAUGCACAAGAGCGAGGUUUCUAAGAAGGAGGUCAUCGCGCCGGUCACACAGGCACACGAUGCUACUGCUGCCAACGAGGAGAUCAAGAUUAUUGAGAGACAGGAGGCUGCUAAGAAGAAGGCCGAGAAGAAGCAGUAA
Fusarium venenatum is the source of this 1089-nucleotide messenger RNA. RefSeq names its product mitochondrial intermembrane space import and assembly protein 40. The record is from RefSeq and is a predicted model, not a curated record. Gene Ontology annotation, molecular function: protein-disulfide reductase activity. Lineage: Eukaryota; Fungi; Ascomycota; Sordariomycetes; Hypocreales; Nectriaceae. Gene Ontology annotation, cellular component: mitochondrial intermembrane space. Gene Ontology annotation, biological process: protein import into mitochondrial intermembrane space.